This is a messenger RNA of Gongylonema pulchrum, 687 nucleotides long. Lineage: Eukaryota; Metazoa; Nematoda; Chromadorea; Rhabditida; Gongylonematidae. The record is from the annotation of a GenBank genome assembly.
AUGAAGCUGAUACUGGAAGUUUGCAAAAUCCGAAUUGGCGUCAGUAGUUUUUAUGAUCCGCCUGGCAGAGCAUCGUCAACACUUCAUACUGGUCAGAGGCUGUUGCACGAUUUGAGUGUCAUAAUACAGCAUAACUGUGUAGCUGCCGUUGCUAGUAUGCCAAAUUUAUCAUGGAGGCCAGUGGCUCUACAUCGCCUUACACACAUGUCGUUGUGCUUCAUCGUGAUGAAUGAUUUGAUUGGAAGAGGACAGUGCGUAGUGACCGAUGAAAUCAAUGAAACGGCCAGCGGUGUCUCCAGAAGUUUCAAGACGCUCCUUCGAGUUGCAUCGCACGAGUAUGAAAAGUUAUUUGAAACAACAGAAAAUUCGCAUUCGCAAAACGAGGUUCUGGGAAAUUUCAUAGAGGAAGCCAGUUCUCAGAAAGAAACGUCUACCGCAGACGCGCAUCUAGAAAUGUCAGCGACUAAGCAGCGCCCGGAUAGUGAUGAUAUUGAUACUGAAUUCGACGAUAUUGAUUUCGACCGUGUGGACCAAGAUCGUCUAAAGCGAAAAUGCCGAGAGUGGCAGGAAGAAUUGCGAAAGACGAAUCAAAAAUUUAAAAGAGCUAUUGAUUGUAUACUACAUGAAGCCUCCAUGGGUGAAACGAAAGUUUUUGUGCCUGUAACUCCAUCAUCUUCAAAACAGUAG